Colletotrichum truncatum is the source of this 1296-nucleotide messenger RNA. The record is from RefSeq and is a predicted model, not a curated record. NCBI's taxonomy places the organism in Eukaryota, Fungi, Ascomycota, Sordariomycetes, Glomerellales, Glomerellaceae.
AUGACCUCCGAUAACAAGUACGACUCCCGCCUGGAAGAGGGACUGCUGCCAGUCGCUACCGAUGAGAAGAGGUGCUCGACUAUUCCGACAACAUCCAAGGAGCCCACUAAGAAGAUGGCCGGUCCACGCCGUGUCCUGUUUGCCGUCGUGGUAUGCGGCCUGAUGACGCUCAGUCUUGCUUCCGUCAUCGGUCACCGGGGAAUGCCUUGUGCGAGGGGACAGCAAAGCGAUGCCCAGGCUGUUGUCAGCGAGGGUGACCUCAAAGACCCUGCCAAGGUGGAUAUCCUUCACAGGCUGCUCCAUGCCUAUUUCCCCGAAAGAUACCAGGAUGGUGUCUAUGCCUCUGACCAGGAUGCCAUUGCUGCCGUUGAGGCGGACGAUGCCGACCUAGCUUCAGCUCUUGUUCAACUGGCUAAGCGUCAGGACAACACUACCGCCUCAGCUACCCAGUCUUCCCAGGCGCCGCCCACCAGUGAGGCCACUACGCCAUCUACUCAGCCUCCCGUCAGCACCCCGACCCCGACCGCAACCCCGACUCCUACGCCGUCUGAGCCGAGCACAUCCGCUCCUCAGCCGGAUACCACCACCACUCCGCCGACCCCGACAACCACCUCCACUCCGGAGCAGCCUACUACACCUCAGACCACCAGCCAGCCUCCGCAAACUACUCCCACGACAUCGGCAACGUCAGCAGCCCCUACUUCUGGUACGUCUCAAUCGGAGCAGGCACCUUCCUCCUCUACCGUCGGGCCGCCGUCCGCCUCUACGGAGUCUCAGACGACGACUCGUGGGUCCCCUUCUUCUUCUUCUUCUCCCCCUCCCCCUUCUUCUACCCCCUCUUCUGCUCCCACUACGGCCUCCCCAGGGUCUUCGAGUGCGUCCGCGUCGGGUACGUCUACCUUCCUUUCUCUCCAGACUACUACGGCCGUGACAUCCUCGUUCCCUACAACGUCGAGUACGCCUGUGUCGUUUGUGUCGUCGGUGUUGUCGGUGUCGUCUGUAUCCGUAACUGAAAACACUCGGCAAUCAAGCACUUCUACGUCCUCGCGCAGAACCACCACCUCCUUCAGCCAGGUCCGAGCAACCAUCACUUCCACCGCUUCCAACGGCGACGUUGUGCUUGUUACGGCGACUUCUUUUGUUGCUGUGCCCCCUGAGCCUGAACCCACCUCGAGCGCCGGGGGCGGUGGCGGCGGCGGCGGUCUUCAGAAUGGCGCCGUUCCCGUUGGCAGCGUCUCAUUUGGCCUGCCCGUUACUCUUGCCGCUGCCGUCGCCGGCGCCAUGCUCCUGCUUUAA